Necator americanus (New World hookworm) is the source of this 774-nucleotide messenger RNA. RefSeq lists its product as uncharacterized. NCBI's taxonomy places the organism in Eukaryota, Metazoa, Nematoda, Chromadorea, Rhabditida, Ancylostomatidae. Bases 1 to 774 code for a protein of 257 amino acids. The record is from RefSeq and is a predicted model, not a curated record. The transcript has a single exon.
AUGGGCAACAUCGAUGACGAAUAUGAAAGGCUUGUAGAACAUUCUCACAACCGUACGAGGAAUACGAACAGUGUCAGAACCGCCAAGAGAUACCUGUUUCCGGAAAUCAUAGGGUUAGUACGUCAGUGUGUAGCUGCACGAAGUGCAGACAACCAUGAAUUUAGGCCCGAGUUCGCGAGGAGUUGUAGAGAAGCGAUAAAAGAAGAAUUCGAGGAGAGAAGACCAGCAGUAUUUGCUGAAGCAGCAGAGGAGGCUAAGGGCAUUCGCUACCCCCGUCGGAAUUUCGCCCAUCCUAAAACAAAGAUGACUUCUCUCUGGAACCCAGAUGGUACAACUACAGCAUCGAGAAGGAUGGAGACCAUUUACGACUUCUACCCUGAUCUCUUCGACAGCAUAGUCCACUUGCUUCUUCACCAUCUGAGGAAAGAUAGACAUGUCAUUCCAGAGUCCUCCUUCCGAUGUUGGACAUGCGAUCAUGAUCAUCAUGCGAAGAAUCGUACUUUAUCCUGUCUCCACAGAGUGAAGCUUAAACAUCUGAAGAAUCUUACCCCAGUUCUUAUCAACACAGUGGCAAGGCUCUUCACUUCUUAUCUGUCAGAACGCAGAAUUCCUAAGCCAUGGAAAAUCAGCAAUACCGUGCUGUUUUAUAACAGUGGUGAUCUAUAUGAUAUCGGUAACUAUCGCCUGAUCUGCUCACUGACGGCCGUGUUGGAGCUAUUCACAAGAGUAAUCCUAAACAGGAUAGAAAGAACAUUAGAUGAAGGGCAGCUAUGA